CGUUAUCGAGAGAGGGCUCACUUGACAGCCGUUCGACGAGAGAGGGCUGGCUGGACAACAGUAUGUUCUCAGCUUCUCUCUUGCUGUGUUUUCUUGGAGCUCUUUGCAUCGUUGGGGCAGAGAAUGACGUCUGUGUGCCAAGUAUUCAGACAGAAUGCUUUAACACAUCCGACUAUGAGGAUUCUUCUGGUAUGGUCCGUAUCACGAUGCUACACGGUAAGGAGCUGAACAUCAACGUCAACGGCCUCUCUGGUUCUCCUGUCUGCAGCUGGAUCAGAGGAAAUCAAACAAUAAUGACCUCGGACAAGACUCACUUCAUGGUGAUGCCAGAUUCAGGCCAGUACACUCUGACUUGUUCUGGUCACAAUAUGACCAUUUUCUCAAAGACUGUGGUCCUUCAUGUUCUGCAAAAACGUCCCACCAAACCACAAUUGCUGCUGACUAACGUGAAUGCACGAAACAGAUUUCCCCAAUUUUUGUGCAUUUCUGAAGAUAUUUCCAAGCCAGAACUUGAAUGGUCAAAAGGCAACAAAGGUGAAAUUGUUGCUGGUGAAAAGGCAAUGAGCACAGUGUCAACAACUCACUAUGAGGACAAGGAAGUGAUGUGUUGUGCAACCAACACACAAGGACAAGAAUGCACACAACUGUAUGACUAUGACUUCAAUGAAAAGGAAAUUGUCUCUAAUGUGACCCUGAGCCCCGGAGACAGCUUACUGCUUUGCUGCAAAAUUAAGAACUCGAACAAUUAUCCUGCUUGGAGGAAAGACGGGGAACAACUGAACCUGAACUCAUUACAAUGCCAAAAGGACCAAAUCAAAGAGAUGUGCCUGUUAAAUGAUAGGCAUAAUUGGCAGCGGUCCUACCUGUCCAUCCCAAAAGUUAGUGAGAAGCACAGUGGCACCUACACCUGCAGCUUGAACGGCAGGAACAAAUCUUUUCAUGUCCAGGUUUUGGCUGAAGGCUUCAUUUCUGCUCAGCUGGAUGAACGUCUGGACGUGUUAGCUGAGAAAAAAACUGGUGUUUGUUUGGAAGCAAAGCUUUCCUACCACCCUGCACUCCAGCUUUGCUCUUGGCAGGAUCCCGAUGGGAAUGUUUAUAAAUGCACAGAGACUUGGGCAACAAAGCACAGGACUGUGAAAUUUUGUAAUCUCCAAAAAUCGGGAAUCUAUAAGUUAUUUCUUGAAGCUGCAGGAAAAAAGGAAACAAAAGAGAUCAAAGUUUGUGUUGCAGACAAACCAGAAUUCAGACUCGAUAGAAGUGAUUAUUCCCUCACCUAUAUGGUUGAAAGUGUCCCACCACUAAACUUCACAUGGCUAUCCUGCGAAUCUUCUAAUGACAGCUGUAAAUCAAACUCAUCCUGGGAGGUGGUUGAAGAAGGCUAUGAAGAACACCCUGAGGAACUGUGUGUCACAAAAAUUAAGAAGUCAUUGAACGGACACAAGGCGGCAGGACCGCUUGUAAAGUUUUGCGUGACAAACUUGCUUAAAAGUUGGUGUGACCAGACGUAUGGGUUGCAGUUGCCAGCUCCUCCCCAAGCAUCUACAGGCUUUCUCCAUCCUGAUAACAGCUACAUUAUGCCGUUAAAAGUUGGAAUUGGCGUUCUGCUCCUGGCUUUAGCCAUUGUUGUAAUGUUGCUCAUCUUCUUAGUCAAAAAGAAGAAACAGCAGUACCGGCCUCAACUACAGAUGAUCUAGAUGGUUGCCCAUACGGAAAAAAACUAUAUAUAACUUAUAAGAAAUUAACAUGACCUGCAGUGUGUUUCACAUAUAUGAGCAUCUUCUAAGACUUAUAAGUCCUUUAUAUGAUAAAAUCCUGAAAGUGGCCUAUUUCUGGUUCUUUUCAUACAUGACAUUAACCAAAAAUGUGUAUGUAUCAUAUAGAAAUCGUCUAUGUGGAAUAUAAUAAAUAUAAAAGGCAACUAUGUUAUCUAUUAAUAUGUCAUAUAAUAGUCAUAGUUUUUUCUUACAUGUCCUUUUCCCAAACAUAUACUUUUUAUACAUGAAAAUAAAACGUUAAAUGUAAGUUUUCUGCAAGUAAAAUGUAUAUUCUUUACGGGGAAAUUAUACUUUCUUUAUAUGUUGUUUUUACUUUUAUUAUAUGUCAUCUACAGCACAGCUCUCGGGUGAUGUUCAAUGUCAGUAUAUUGUAGCAAACUGUAAAAACUUUUAUUUCCAUUUUGUCAUUUUCUUUUAUUGCAACUUUAUAGAUUUUUAAUCACAAUUUAUUCAAGCCUAUGAUUGUGCUUUUUCAGAAUGUACUUUAUACAUAUUUUAUAAGCUUUUAAUGUUUUUAAAAAUCUAUCCAAUUUUUUUUGAAGAGCUUCAAACAGCUGAUUGCAAUAAAGUUCAUGUAUUCUUGCA
Molecule: messenger RNA, 2360 nt
Organism: Oryzias latipes (Japanese medaka)
Lineage: Eukaryota; Metazoa; Chordata; Actinopteri; Beloniformes; Adrianichthyidae
Product: receptor-type tyrosine-protein kinase FLT3-like
Biological process (GO): cell adhesion
Cellular component (GO): plasma membrane
Molecular function (GO): sialic acid binding
Source: RefSeq, a predicted model, not a curated record